Molecule: messenger RNA, 993 nt
Organism: Penicillium vulpinum
Lineage: Eukaryota; Fungi; Ascomycota; Eurotiomycetes; Eurotiales; Aspergillaceae
Exons: 1
Coding region: 1-993 (330 amino acids)
Source: RefSeq, a predicted model, not a curated record
AUGCCCCCGAUGGAUCUUGCAUCAGCCCGUGGGACCAAAAUCAGCGAUAUAGUAAUUGAUAACCGCCCCAGCACAGGUCGUGGCAAGAAACUCACCCUUGCCCAAGAGAGUCUUCUGAGGAGACUCUAUGAACAAGAAUUGCCCUCUGUGUCCAAUGAUGAGCCUCAAGCGAAAGGGUUCUGGGUGAAGCUUGCAUCGCAGUUUCAUCAACAGACUGGUCGUGAGUAUUCAUGGUCGUCUGUGAAGCGGCGGGCCGCAGGUUGGCAUCAGAAGUCCCCGGAAAUUGAGCGACGACUGGAUGCCUCUCGUGCGAGCGAGCUCGGAAUUGAGGAUUCGGUAGUUGAGCCUAGUCAUCAAGACACUGUUCGUGAAUCCCCACGACGACAGGGUCUACGCGACAGCGAACACCCCGUGCUGCCACAGAGCAAGCCUUCUCCGCACCUGCAGGAUUCGAACACCCUCGAGUUGUCUCAACUUGAAAGAAGCCCUGGUGUCGGCGACUGGUCACAGCGCAAUUCGCUUUCAAGUGUCAAGGAUUCAAGCCAAGACACAAGUAGGAAUCUCAAAUCCCCUCGCGUGUCUCCAUCCCGCCCCCGAUCAAGAUCACCCCAACGUGCAUCGCAACCUAGAUAUCGUCGCCGAUCUCCUUCAACAACGAGACGCGCCAAAAUUAUCCCCAAACAAUUGCGUCACCAGCUAGCCUCUUCAUCCGAUGGGACAAUCGCGACGAGCCACAACCCUUUGUCCGGCUCGUUUUCAGCUCAUGACAACGUGCAGCUCAGUCAUCCGAGUAAAGGAACUCCCCCUGAACUCAACCGUGCCCGGGAGCCAGUGGAAAAGGACGGGCCGGAGAGCCAUGCUCGCGGUUUCACAAGAUCUAAGCGUGGAGAGAAUAAAGUCAGCAAUGAUCUUCUUGCGUCACCUAACUUAUCCGAGCAAGAUGACUUACCACUGACCCCAACUCGGAUUACGAGAAGGCGUGUUUCAAAAUGA